CGGCUCUAACCUUCAAAAAAAUCAGUCAGUAGCUGUCAGUAGGAGUAGUAGGACGUAGGUAUUCAGUUAAUUCAAGUAAAAAUUACUACCGAAAAACCGUUGGCCUGGCGCUGGCCUGUUUCUAUAUACAUUUUGAGAUCAACACUUAAGUAAAAGUCAACAAACUUGAAGACAGAAUGUCGUUUCUCUCUGCCGAAAACGAUGGUAGCAGUGGCUCAUCCGUUGACGAAGACGAAGAGGGAGAAAAACAAGAGCUCGCUGCUGGCAGAGAUCCAACCAAGGACCAAGGGCAAAGCUGCCUAGAUUCGUCAGAAUCGUCAGAUGAUGUGUGUUUCGGAGAGUAUACAAUGGAGGAAGCCAAGAGGGACGUGAGAAGAAAUUGGGCGAGACCGAUUACCAGAAGACAUUCAUGUUUUUCCAGAUUCAAGUAUCUUGAUGUUAGAAAAAAAAUGGAUGAAGUAAUCAACCAGUCCGGAGAUUUAUUCAGCAACCCUUCCGAAGUUACUUUGAAAGAAUGCCUUGAACUUGGAAACGUUAGUGACGAACCGCUGUCAGGACAUACAUCCUAUAAUCCCAACCAAGAACCUCUCAAUAAACUUGAAAUGUCACUUUUCUCUGCCGACAACGAUGUUAGUAGUGGCUCAUCCGUUACCAAAGAAGAAGAAAAACAAGAGCUGGCUGCUGGCCGAGAUCCAACCAAGGACCAAAGCUGCCUAGAUUCGUCAGAAUCGUCAGAUGAUGUGUGUUUCGGAGAGUAUACAAUGGAGGAAGCCAAGAGGGACGUGAGAAGAAAUUGGGCGAGACCGAUUACCAGAAGACAUUCAUGUUUUGCCAGAUUUAAGUAUGUUGAUGUGAAAAAAGAAAUGGAUGAAGUAACCAACCAGCAAGAACCUUGUUCAGAUGAUAGUAUUGUCAGUAAGACGGAUGAUAGCAUGACAACUUCUUAAGUCUAGUCAAAUCCAUGUUUUCAGCAAUAUAGUUAUCUAUGUAGAAGCUUUACUUAUUUUUGUGAUUGAUUAGUGAUAAUACAGGGUGUCCUUAGAUAAACUGACACAUUUUGCAGGUAAAUAUCUUGAAAACGAGAAAAGAUAACAGGAUGCGGUUUGUUUUGGAAGAAUAGGGAUCUUUUAAAGUUUUUUUCAUGGUAUUGACGAAUCCUGAAAUUUGAUUUUACAGACAUUCGAUUUUUUGAAAUAAUAAAUCAAAUCAUUUAUUUCGUGCCAUUUACACUUACGUGUUUACACAUGUCAAAAAAUAGUAGUACAUUUUAUUUUUUUUUAAAUUUACAAUUAAUACUUUCUUAAAUAUUAUAUCAAUUUAUUAAUAUUUUCUUAAAUAUUAUAUUAUUCACACAAUUUAAAAUACAUUCAAACACUUUUAAAUAAACUAGAAAUCAAAACACUUUAAAAUAUACAAUAAAAUACAUCAGACAUAAUACAGACAUUAGGUUAAGACGGCAUUAAAAAAAAAAUGUUGGAGCACCUAAUUCUAUUUAUCACAGUGAUAGCAAUUUAUUUCCUACCCAAACGAGUGUGGAGUUGCUGAAUUCUUCUAUUGAAUAAAAUGCACAUUCAAUUAGCAAGUCUUUAACUUUCCUCUUAAAUUUGAUUCUGCUAAGAUUUUUUAGGGGUUCUGGAAUUUUAUCGAAGAAAUUUCUAGAAUGAUAUCCAGGGCCAUUUUGACACCUAUGUAAAUGAUGGUAAAUAGGUUGUAGGUUAUUUUUAUUUCUUGUGUCAUAAUCAUGAACAUCACUAUGCCAGAUAAAUCUGUCAUGACUGUCCCUGACAUACAUUAAGUUCUGUAAGAUAUAUUCACCUGGGAGAUUCAAAACUUUGAGGUCAACAAAAGCUUGUUUACAAUCAUCUCUGUAUUUCAAUCCUGCUAUUAUUCUUAUGGCUCGCCUUUGCAAAGGCAAAGACUCUGCGGGAACCGCUUGGGUGGCCCCAAACUAAUAGUGCAUAACUUAAAUGUGAAUGGAAGAUAGAAAAAUAAGCUUGUUUUAGAAUUUCAGGAGAAACACACAAUGACAAAUUUCUCAGAACAAAUGCAUUUUUGCUUAGUUUAUUGUAUGUCAUUUCGGUAUGGGCAUCCCACAGUAAAGCUGGAUUUAUAGUGUCAGUAUCAGUAACAGUAACAGUAAAACUUAAAACUUAAGAACAGAUAUGAAAAUAACCAUUUCUUAAGUUUUACUGUUAAGUUUGUUAAGUGAAUUAUAAAUGGCUUUACGGUAGGCCGUGUUUUAAUAUUUUACUGUUACUGCUACUGUUACUGAUACUGACACUAUAAAUCCAGCUUAAUUUCUGAUCUAGUGAAACUCCGAGAAACUUGACACUGCCAGUCACUGCCUCAGUUCUUUUCAAUGAAAAAACGAAGUUUUGUGUCUUUCCUAGCUCUCGAAAUUACAUACUGUCUUAUUCUUAAUGAAACACCUAGAAUAUUUUGUCAUCCUCAGAAAGUGCGACUUUUCUACUUUACAAACAUGUAUAAUUUUUUUUUCAAUUACAUAUCUUGAAAUUGAAUCAUAAAAACUGCACUUUGUUGAAGAGUGUACCAUUGACUGACCAAAAAAAAUGAUAAUAAUUAAUUUAUGUUUUAUAUGCACCUGCAUUAUUAAUUAAUUUGUGUUUAAUACUUGUAUUAUUAGUUAGCUAUGCGCUAAUUAGUUAAUAAAAGUAUUAAACACAAAUUAAUUCUCAUUUUUUUUUUAUUUUGGUUAUUCGAUGGUAUUCUCUUCGACAAAGUACAAUUUUCACGAUGAAAGUUCAAGAUAAUUCUCAAGAUAAUUUAAAAAAAUUAUACAUUUUUGUAAAGCAGAAAAAUCAGGUUUGCUGACGACGACAAAAUAUACAGGGUGUUUCAUUGAAAAUAAGAAAUUUCAUUUCAAAAAAUCGUAUGUAUUUAAAACUAAAUUUCAGCAUAUUUUAGGAUUCAGCAAUAAUGUGAAAAGAAACUUUAAAAAAUCCCUAUUCUCCCAGAAUAAACUGCAUCUCGUUAUCUAUUCCCGUUUUGGAGAUAUUUACCUGCAAAAUGUGUCAGUUUAACUAAGGACACCCUGCAUAUCUGUGACACACAACACUUAUUGUGAUAUUAAGUUCCUAAGUUAAGAAUAAGUGUUAGUACCUAAGUAUUAGAAUUGACUUAAUUUUUUUACGUGCCUUCACAUACAGUGUGCGCCAUAAAGUUGGGUACAUAUGGGAAAAUUCUUAAUAAAGCUAUUUUUGGAAUGAAAUUAAUAUUUUCGAUUUUCCAUUUAAUGGUAUGGGUAAAAUAGGUAGUUUUAUUUUAUUUCUCUGAUUUGCUUUCAAAAUCGGCAUAUGGAGUUCUUUUUGGAUUCUGAACAACUUUUUCUUAUAAAUUUUUUUGAGAUCUUGCAUAAUCGAUUUUUUGGUUAUCGAACAUGCCCUAACGAUACCCAAAAAAAGUUUUUUGAAAAAAGGGAUAAUUAAGAAUUUUUCCAUAUGUACCCAACUUUAUGGUGCACACUGUAUAAUGUUUAAUGUUCUAACGAAUGUUUGAUUAAUAUAA
This is a messenger RNA of Ceutorhynchus assimilis (cabbage seed weevil), 3525 nucleotides long. Lineage: Eukaryota; Metazoa; Arthropoda; Insecta; Coleoptera; Curculionidae. The record is from the annotation of a GenBank genome assembly.